This is a messenger RNA of Drepanopeziza brunnea f. sp. 'multigermtubi' MB_m1, 2592 nucleotides long. Lineage: Eukaryota; Fungi; Ascomycota; Leotiomycetes; Helotiales; Drepanopezizaceae. The record is from RefSeq and is a predicted model, not a curated record.
AUGCGAAACAAAACCUCAUCGUCGCUGCAGAAGACGUACGAUGAGUGCUAUCUGAUCUGCUCCACUGCCGUGUAUUUCGAGGGACUGGGCAAUGAAGUAGAAGCAUUACGAUCAUGGCGAUCAGCCCUGGACCAAAUAUACUACCACAAUGCCUACCGCGUUCCAGCAGGCUACAUACCACGAUCAGAGACGGAGAAAGCGCUGAAGGAUAGUCUGCGGGAUAUGGAGAUGCAGUGCAAGGAACGGGUGGACCUGCUGGAGGCCUUGAAGCAAUCACGAGAGGAAAAGGCCGAAGGUGAGACCGAGGCGACAAAUGGAAAAGCGCCCAAGACCUUGUCCAAGAUAUCGAGACAAGGCUCCGACGUGGAUAACGGCGAGAAGGGGUUCAUUGGGAAUGGCACCGUUCCUGCUGCGAACUAUCUAGAUCUCUCGCGACCAGCACUCCCUUCGCUACCACAACGACCUGCGGGGAUAGCGAAGAACAGCUCGGAGCGUGCUGUGGUUGGAAGUAGGCCUUCAUAUGGGCCGUCAAGGUCAUUAUCAUCGAACCUGGCGUCAUCCUCUUCGUCGAGGUCCAUUACGCCAUCGUUCUCGUCUACUUUUGCACACCCGAUGAAACAGACAUCUAGAAGUCCAAGUCCCGAAAAACAAAGAACUAUGCUUCAUACUCUACGAUCAGGGGACAGAGCUGGUCGCAAACCCAGCUACAGGUCUCCGAGGACCUCUACAUCCAGGAAAGACAGCGCUGUCACCAAUCAGGCUGCUUCAUUGGCGUGGCAAUCACUGGGGAAAGACCGGCUUGGACGCAGCUUGGAGAAUGAAGCUGAUAAGAGCUCAACGACACUCUCAGAAGCUGGGCGUAAGGAUAGUGCUAGCGAAUCUAUGCCUGUGAAGAACGUUCGCUACGACAGCAAGACGCGGACUCUGGUCCCAGACACACACUCUCAUCCAGGCCAUCCCCGAGGCUCAAGUCCACCUGAUUCGCUGUGUGGAAAGGGCGAGAUUCAUGGCUCUUCAGGUCGAUCGAAUGCGUAUCCCUUCCCACCUACUGACCCUGGCCAGCCAGAUGCUGUUUCCGGAAGUUUGAAGGACUCGAUAGAUCUCGAUCCUCCCUCCCCUACCCUUGUUGACGCAGGCUUAUCGAGAACGAAGAAAACCCCGCCCCCGCCACCAACCCGUUCCAGGAGCUCGUCUAAGCUUGAGCCUUCAUCAUACCCUACAUAUCUUAAAGAAUAUCCUGAAACAAGUGCUAGGAAAAGCGCCGCGGACACCGAGCUACCCUUGAGACGGAAGCCAGCCGCAGCCAAGCAGAAGGGAGAGGAGAAUAUUUCCUCUAGCAGAGUGGCGAGAAAACCAGUCCCGGCAAACACUUCUUCACCUCGGCAUCGUGACCGAUUUCAGGAAAAGGAUGCUGCGAGAAGGUUGCAGAGAAGAGAUGGUAAGCAGACUAUCGAUGACGAUACCUCGUCUCAAAGCAUCGAUGAGGACACAGUCAAGUCCGAGCCCAAGAAGAAGCUGAAGCCGAAGCAAAAAGAGAGUGGGAUACUCGCCGACCCUAUAACUCCAACCUCCGACGAUUCCGAAGCGCAAGCCGAUCUGGUGAAGAGCGCCUGGGAGAUCAAAGUGCAGCAAAUCAUGAAGAAUCUACCAAAAGGAGUAGACGAAGGAGCUGCAAAGCAAAUUUUCAAUGAAAUCGUGGUUCAAGGUGACGAAGUUCAUUGGGACGAUGUAGCUGGUCUGAGUAUUGCCAAGAAGGCGUUGAAGGAAGCUGUCGUCUACCCUUUCCUUCGACCAGAUCUAUUUAUGGGUCUCCGCGAGCCAGCUCGUGGUAUGCUUCUAUUUGGCCCGCCAGGAACAGGUAAGACCAUGCUGGCAAGAGCAGUUGCAACCGAGUCAAAAUCGACAUUUUUCUCGAUUUCAGCGAGUAGUUUGACAAGCAAGUAUCUGGGGGAGUCAGAGAAGCUUGUUCGGGCAUUGUUCUCGCUGGCGAAAGCUUUGGCGCCAAGCAUUAUUUUCGUGGACGAAAUCGACUCUUUGCUGUCUGCACGAUCGGGAUCGGGCGAGCAUGAAGCCACGAGACGAAUCAAGACGGAGUUCUUGAUCCAGUGGAGUGAUCUUCAACGAGCAGCUGCAGGCCGAGAACAGAGCGAGCGCGAGAAGGAAAGAGGCGAUGCAAGUCGUGUACUUGUGCUGGCUGCUACUAACCUUCCGUGGGCUAUCGAUGAAGCAGCGAGGAGAAGAUUCGUCAGGCGACAGUACAUUCCAUUACCGGAGGAUGAGACGAGAGCAACGCAGCUACGAACAUUACUAGGACACCAAAAACAUGGCUUGAAGGAAGAUGAUAUCCAAAAGCUUGUUGGAUUGACUGAUGGUUUCUCAGGCUCUGACAUUACAGCCUUAGCUAAAGACGCUGCCAUGGGACCUUUACGUUCACUCGGCGAAGCUCUUCUCCACAUGUCAAUGGACCAAAUUCGGCCCAUCCAGUUCGAGGACUUCGAAGCCAGUCUGGUCAACAUUCGACCUAGUGUCAGUAAACAGGGCCUUAAAGAAUUUGAGGACUGGGCAAGGGAGUUCGGCGAGCGAGGUGGUUAA